GGAUUCUUGAGCUGUAGAAACCAGUUCGCGCAGUUCGAUUUCCUCUGUGAAAAGGCAGGUGCAAUUGUGGAUGGCAGGGACAUAUCUUUGCACGUGGAAACGCGGCUCGACAUCCGGAGACGGCGGACUAUCGACCACUCCACGCAGCCCUUGUGGCAGUUGCUCUGUGUUGCUUUUUUCUUUUUUCUGUGCUCGGACGGUGUUCGUUUCGCUUUCCUCUUCGUGUCUUGCUUUCCUGAACGCAGGCAAUUCCCUUCGGUGUUCGGGUGUUCUGGCGUGGGGUCUGACUCACAGAAUCUGUCCAGAAAGUGCGUGUUCGAGAGACCCUGCUCCGCCGACUUGGCGUUGUCCUCGUCUCUGCCAGACGCGAGCUUUCAGUUUGUCUCUGUCUCACUGAUGCCGUCUUUCUUUCUCCAGCUGUCUUGUUUCCCUCUCCACGCAGCCUGUCGCCUGUCGUCCCCUUGUCCCCUUGUGGCUUCCAUCAACUCCGUGCGUGCGUCUCGCCGGUGGCUUCUACCUUUUUUUGGAAAGUCGCUUCCCUCGACCCGGUUCAGCGCCUCCAUGAGCACACGGUGUCAGUGCGGGAGAGCUGCCAGUGAGCUUUGCCUGCUUCGGGGCUUCGGCUUCUCCCCAGUCUCCGUCCGGUCUCCGUCUCGCCGCUGUACGUUUAUCCGCUAGUUUCUGCCCUUUGCUUUUUCCUGUAAGCGCACCCUCACCGUGCUUUUCCGCGCUUCGUCCUGGCAGCUCUGCCUCCUGACCGAUUGAAAAUGUGGUUUUAGGCGCAUGCGCGCCCCUCGCGAACUUGCCGUCGUCAUGCUGCUGAGACCCUAGCCAAGAGUCCGCCUCGUUUCUCUCUCGUUUCUCUCUCGUUUCUCCUAUCUUGGUGAUCUCGUCUUCCUCUCGUCUUUCGUCUCCUGCUUUUCCUGUGACCUCUUUUCCAGAUCGUUUGCUGAAGGUAGAGUCCGCGUUUCUCCGGAGCGACGUGUCUGUAUCCCAAAGAUGUCGCGCAGAGAAGAAGUCUACUACUCCGCGGACCAGGGAGGCGACGGCGGCCGGGCGUACAGCGGAACGAGUACGCCGGUCUCGGACCGCCAAGCACAUACAAGUAGAGCAACAAACAGAGAAGGCGCGACAGUGAGCUCAGUCUCCCCGAAUCUUCUCUUCCAGCAUGUCGUCCAGUUCUUCUCCCACAACGAAGUCGUCGACGUCACACCCUGCCUUUCAAAGUUGCUCGUCAUUGAUCAUCGCCUCUUUGUCUCCACUGCACUCCAGGCACUGAAGGAGUUCUUUUACAAACCAUUCUCGUGCUCUCCGUUUCCUCCGGUUUCUCGUCGCGCGCGCCCGUCCUCGCCUGCGCCUGCGGCGGACGACUCUCUCCCCGCAUGCGCUGAGGCUUCGCCGCUCUCGCCACCUUCGUCGAGUGACGCCUCGAGCUCGGGAUGCUACUCUGCGCGAUCCUCCUUCCACUCAAAGAGAGAAUCUGCGUCGCGCCCUUCCUCUGCUGCUGCACCUCCGCCGGCGACGCUCGGCGCCGCCGCCUUUGCGGGUGCAGCCUCGCUUGCCUCCUUCUCCCCAACGGAGACAGGACCCUCAAAGGCGCCGUCACCGAGCCUCGGUUCCCGAGCCGGCGCAUGCAGCGGCGGCACCUCGCGGGGCGACGAGAGAGAGGUACCUUUCCUCGCGGCGGGCACUGAGGAGCAAAUGCGGAGUGAACGGGAGGAGCGCGGGGCGCGAGCGGCCCAUGUGACGCAUGCGCCGCUCGAGAGACAACAGAGUCUGCCCGUCCCCUGUCUCCGCAUGCGCAGCGAGUUAACGCGGGGCGUUGGAGCUCAGGGAGUGUGGCUGUACGACGAAGCUGCGAAAGUCAUCACAGGAUUCAUGGACGACAGGGAACUCUGCGCCUUCUUUAUUUGCUGGGCGUACUGGCUGAGAGCCAAGCAAGGCCCCCCCACGGGAGUCGGCGCGGGGCUGACAGGCGGAAAGGCAGGCCGAAACGCAAAGGGCGGAGGCGACUCUUCCGCGGCUUCUUCCAGAGGAACAGACGGAAAGCAGGAUGCCCCUACGCUCGAGCAGAGAGACGAAGCGGGGAGAGGUGAGACGGAGAAGCGAGAGGUGUGUGUAGAAGAGCUUUCAGACGCGUCUUCUCUGCCGGCGCGUGCAGAUCUGGGGCCGAGCGUGGAGCAGCGAGAGAAGGCAGGAGCCGCGGAGGAGGGAGGGAAAACGGACGGUCUGUCUUCUAUCUUUUCUUCGGCCUCUUCUCCUUCGACUGCCGGUCCCGCUGCGUCUGCUCCUGCUUCUUCGCCUCUGCCUCCUGCGUUCUCCGACGACGACGCUCAGGCAGAGGACACCAUUCUCGCCAUUCUCUGUGGCGCGCCGCCUCCUUGGACGUGGACGUUUCAGCAGUGGAGAGCUUUCUACAAGACGCCCUCGCCCGUGCUGUACAUCGAACCGAAUAGACCUCCACUGGAGGCGUUGUUGCUUCAGCUACAAAACAGAUCUGCGACUGUGGCCCUCUGGAACGACGAACGCCAGGUCCCGAUGAUCGUCAUCACCCUGAGAGCUCUUCUCGCCCACGCGGUGCAGCAUCUCAGGGGCGACCUCCCUGAGUUCAACCUUUCGGUGCACCACCUGCGAGUGGGGACGUACGAGAACCUCGUGACUGUCGACUCCGAGGAAUCGAUAUUGUCGGUCAUCGAGACGCUCGACGACUGUGACAUCUCUGCAGUUCCUGUCGUCAAUGCGCGAGGUGCGUAUGUCGGGUGUUUCACUCGACAGAAUUUUCUUCUUUUGGCGCUGCAGGCGAUUCACAACAACACAUCGGUGGACCUGGAGCUGCCAGUAGGAGACGCCAUCGCGCAGCUGCGAUUCCAGGAGGAGCAAUUUGAGCAGCAGCGACAGGCGCGUGCGGCCGCAGCCUUCGUCGUUUCCAGUCCCGAUCAGACCCGACUCGCAUCGUCUUUUUACUUCAAUUUUCGCUCUUCUUUCUGCAACAACAGUGUUGGCAGCCGGCCGCAAGACUCCGGCAUUCUCUCUCGCCCUGGAUACGCCCGGCCGACUGUUUCUCCCGACCCCUACUCCUCCUACGCACCGGCGUGGAGCGGCGCCGCUGGUGAAGACGCACACGUAGCGGGUGUUCAAUGCUCCAAGAAACCUGCCGUGCUCGACUCCGUCGUUCGGAUAGCCAAGUCCAGAGGAUCUGGGCAAGAGAGCCGAAUGCCGAGCGGAGAGAGAAAGAUGGACUCGCAGCCAGGCACGACUUCUUCGGUGUCUCUAAAAGAUGCGCUUCUUCGCGUGUUGUUCUCUCCCUACCGCCGUGUCAUUUUCCUGGACCACGAAGAUCGCGUCUGCGGAAUUGUGACGGCUUCAGACCUUGCAGAGUUUCUUGUGGGGUCCGGGCGUUCUUUAUACUCCCGCGCAUGUGCCGAAGAAUGCUUCGAUUCUGUCUGUUCUAGUUUCGACGAGCGCCACGAGUUUUCAGGGCGUUCUGUGCCACCGGGGUUCCCCCUGUCCCGGGAAGGCGCAUCUGCGUCAGCGCCGCCGUCUUCUUCGACUUCCGUUCUGUCUCCAAUGCUUACAGAAAAGGAAGGAAAAGAACAAGGUCCGUGUCGGUGGACUGCCGAACCCACGCAGUCCACGGGGACGCCCGCGACAGGCGAAGCAGGAACCCCCGCAGACACUGAAAAAGUCCUUACUCUGGAUAGAACGCAUGAUUCGUCGUUCCCUUCUUCCUUGCCCGGGGGGCCUGCUUCCGCCCAGAGGAUUUCCUCCGAUUAAGAAUCACCUCCAACUAAGAAGAGAAGGGUUGGGGGCGAAGGCCAAGAAGGCGAAAGACGGGGGGGUUUGGAACGGCCAGACGUCGCCUAGGGCGUCAGGGAAGUCGACGGAAGUGUAGAACUUCUAGUUUAGAAUUACAAUUCGUGCUGUUUCCUUCCGUCCGUGUGUUUCCCUUUCCGCUUGUUCCAAUCCGCUGCUAGUUUGCGAACAGUCGAGCGGACAGAGAAAAUGGAGCUGACAGAAAUGCAGCGCAGAGUGUAGACCGCAAAGGAAGGGGGAAGACUGACUCACUCUGGAAAGAGAAACCGGUAGAAAAAUGAGAGAAAGACGCAAGAAUUGCCUCACUGUAGAUAGCGAAACAGAGAAGAGUGGGGAAGACGUGCCAAGCACAAAAGCAGGGACACAGAGCCAUCCACACUGUCUGCAGACAGGUCGGCGUCUGUGCGGUUUUCUGUUGUCCGUUUUUUACUUCCGAGUUUGUAGAAUUUAUUUUUUAAGUGCCAAAUAGUCGCAUUAUCGGCUGCCAACCGGCUUUCACUGACGGCAAAACGGCAUUCGCAUUGUCGCUCGCUCAGCUCGCGAUGCAGCGGGGUGCCUCAUAUAGCGAGAGAAUCAACUCAGAUGCCCUUGUGACCAGUCCGUCGUUCUAGAAGUGGUACUCUUUGAGACAGGGUGUUUCCUCGCUUGUGCGUCUCCAUUCUUCUGUUUUUCGUGUGGGUGCGUUGUCGCGAAUAAGAGAUUUAGAACGAACGGGGUGCCCUCUCUGGGUGGAGAGAGAAAACUGGACAGUCAAGGGGGAAUGAACGUGAAGGAUGUUGGGCGCAAGAACACGGUGCCUAAUUCGUAAAUCCAACGGGUCACCGUUCUUCGCAAACUGUCCGAGAUCUCCCUUCUAGAAUUCCAUCCUCGA
Toxoplasma gondii ME49 is the source of this 4684-nucleotide messenger RNA. RefSeq names its product CBS domain-containing protein. Bases 1000 to 3774 code for a protein of 924 amino acids. The record is from RefSeq and is a predicted model, not a curated record. The transcript is spliced from 10 exons. Lineage: Eukaryota; Apicomplexa; Conoidasida; Eucoccidiorida; Sarcocystidae.